AUGAAACCUGUUUAUGAGAAAAGGGAUGCUUACAUUGAUGAAAUUGCAGAGUUUUGGAAAAUUGUCCUUUCUCAACAUGCUAGUUUUGCGAAUUACAUAAGGGCUUCUGACUUUAAAUACGUUGAUACUAUAGAAAAGAUCGAAGUACAAUGGUUGGCAUUGACGUCCGAAGCGCACGACACGAGAGAUUUUGGUAUCACGUUCCAUUUUCACGGCAUUGAAGGAGAUUUCAAACAGCAACAAGUAACCAAGGUAUUCCAAAUCAAGAAAAGCGGAGACGACCAAGAGGAAGGUAUAUUGACCAGUGAGCCUGUUUCGGUUGAAUGGCCACAAAGUUACGACUCAAUAAACCCGGACUUGAUCAAAGACAAACGCAAUCCGGAGGGAAAAAAGAAAUACAGGCAGGGAAUGAAGACCAUAUUUGGCUGGUUUAGAUGGACUGGAUUGAAACCCGGAAAGGAGUUCCCACACGGUGACUCAUUAGCAUCAUUGUUCAGUGAGGAGAUCUACCCUUUUUGCGUGAGAUACUACACUGAAGCACAGAGGGACCUGGAGGACGAAGAAGGAGAAUCCGGGCUAAGCGGAGAUGGCAACAGUGAAGAUGACGACGGAAGCCUUGGUGAGGUGGACUUGCCCCUAUCCGACGACGAACCAAGCUCUAAGAAGAGGAAGGUUUAA
Messenger RNA from Saccharomyces mikatae IFO 1815, 678 nucleotides. It is a transcript of the gene VPS75, whose product is annotated as Vps75p. Gene Ontology annotation, biological process: nucleosome assembly. The record is from RefSeq and is a predicted model, not a curated record. Bases 1 to 678 code for a protein of 225 amino acids. Gene Ontology annotation, cellular component: nucleus; chromatin. Gene Ontology annotation, molecular function: histone binding; chromatin binding. The transcript has a single exon. Lineage: Eukaryota; Fungi; Ascomycota; Saccharomycetes; Saccharomycetales; Saccharomycetaceae.